Brassica napus (rape) is the source of this 756-nucleotide messenger RNA. RefSeq lists its product as uncharacterized. NCBI's taxonomy places the organism in Eukaryota, Viridiplantae, Streptophyta, Magnoliopsida, Brassicales, Brassicaceae. The transcript is spliced from 3 exons. The record is from RefSeq and is a predicted model, not a curated record. Bases 1 to 756 code for a protein of 251 amino acids.
AUGUUGCUGGAUCGAUGGAUCCCGUCGCCGCCGGCGAAUUUUCUGACUACUGUUGAUGUUUGGGUCAGGAUCAGUAACAUUCCAGUCAAUCACUACCGCCUGGAGACUAUGGAUUUUUUGGCCUCUAAAGUGGGUAAAGUGGAAGAGAUUGCAUAUGAUCUUAAAGCUUCUCAAAAGGAGGCUUAUAUACGAGCUUUGGUACGUCUAGAUAUUGCUAAUCCUGCAAUUGCGAUAAAGCCACUGAAUCUUCCUUCAGGAGGGAGAGUCAUCAUUGAGUUUGAGUACGAAAAGCCAAGCUGCCCUUUUUUGAAGAAUAAGGCUGUGAUAAAGGAACGGAAGGACAAAGAAGAGGGAAGGAGGAAUCUGGUGGUGCCUCAAGGAAACACCACUCAUCGUAAUGACGCUCAGCUGGAGCAGAAGAAAAGAGAUGGGGAGCGCUUGUUUGCCCCGCCUGGUUUUGCUCCUCUUUUCCCAGAACUCUCUGGUAUAGAGCGUAAUAUGGCACUAACGGGCGAGGGUCAAGCCUUGUCGGAACCAGUUGGAGACCUUAGAAUCGUGUUGGCAUCAGGGGUAAACGACCAAGAGGCUUCUUCCUCUACCUCUCCUUUAGGGCCGACGGUGUUUCGAGUUGGCUCUUACUCAGGGAACCUCUCUACCGAGUCCAGGGUUGAUGGUAAGAAGAGUCGCCGCCGUCCUCAGAAAUGGAAACGUCUGAGGAAUCCCGAGAAAGUGUGCACAUCUGGGCCCCGACCUUAA